UGUGUCUACUGUUUUACAGAGAUCAGUGCUGGGACUGUGUUUGUGCUGAAGGGAGAGGAUGUGCUUCUGAAUGUCACGAAUGCUGAUGUUCUUCAGGAUGUUUUUAGUUUUUCAUGGAAAUUUAAUGAAAAAAAAAAUGUAUUAACAGUUAACUCUGGCAACAAACCAAAUGUAUUUCCUGAUUAUGCUGGAAGGGUUGAGUUUUCUGUGAACAAUUUCUCUGUGAAAUUGAAGAAUCUCCAAGAGGCAGACAGUGGAGUUUAUACUGCUGUAGUGAUAAAGCAUUCAGGAGACGUAACAGAAGCAGCUAAAUACAAUAUUAAAGUUCAAGAUCGAGCGUCUCUCCCUCUCCUCACAGUGAGCUCUGUCUCUGAAAGCUCUUCCUCCUGUAGCUUCACUGUGACCUGCAGCUCACAGGACUCUCACAUCAACAGCACUUUCACAUGUGACACCAGAACCUGCAGUCAGGAGGGAGGAGAGCGGUCAGAGGGGAUCCCUGAUACUUUUCUCCAGGUCUACCAAUCAAGUGGAUCGAUCAUCUGUAACCAUAGCAACCAUGUCAGCUGGACCAACGACACCAAAACAAUCAAAGACGUCUGCCACCAGCUUGAUGAUCCAGAGGGGUUAUCUGUGUGCCUGGUGAAGACGUGUGUGUUCUCUGUGGGUCUGAUCAUCAUGGUGUCUGCUGUCAUCACGGUUCAUCUCAUGGAGAAGCUCAACAAGAACAAAUAAACUCAUAGUUCUGGUUCCCAACCGGGGGUAGGGGGACCCCUAGGGGUAGUUGGGGGGAUUGCAGGAGGUACGUAGAAAGAUUAGGGGUUGCACAUUAUGUACACAAAAAAACCCAUUUCCAAAUCAAUUUUCAUAAUCCUGGUGUCCCGCCUCCAGACUUGUUGCAGUUUAUGAAAGACAGGCGAGCUCAAGUGUCUCUUUAAGAGCUCUAGUCUUAACAAAAGAUGUUGAAACUGCUAGAAGUGAGUCUUCAUUUUAUUACGUUCGCUCACAAUAUGUGUAAAUGUCAAGUUUAAAUGCAUUUAUAUUAAGGGUGAGUUAUAGAGUUACAAAAAGAAAAUCUAGGUGAAUCAUCCCAGCUGAGUGACGGGGUACCUACUAAAUAUAAUAACAGUAUAGAAUGGCGACCAGCUCAAAGUCUGGAACCAAUGCUACAUGCAACCAAUCUUACAUAAAUAGUAUCUCACUCUUUUAUAGAAACACUUAGAAAAGUGGGUUUUUUGACGAGUGAGUCCCUGUUUUAUUUGUGCAUGCAGAAGGCCUUAUGGGUACAACAUGUCUGCUGCUGAUUUGAUGAUAUUUCACUGAUCCACAAUUGGUGGAUCAGCAAACAUGAAUAUGAAUAUGUACACUUACAAUGUACUGUACAUGUGUACUGACAAUGGCUAGCACAUCGUGAUGUAAAAAUUGAUGCUCUGCAAGGAAAACACAGAAGGUAGCUUUCAAGAAAAUGCUGAAUGUUCUUGUUAAUCCAAUGAUUAUAUCAAGUCAUUGUUAAAAAAAAUGUGUUGGAUUCAGAUUACGGGGAUUUUCUAAAAACACAAAUAACAUCUUUAUUUGUAUGAUCACGAUUUAAAAGAUUUGUUUUGUUUUUCUUUGUGCAGUGUGUUUUAUUCUUAUUUACAUUUUUGAAUGAAAGCAUACAUGCGCCAUUUAAUAAAACUGUUGUAUUCCUAUAUUGUUCGUUAUCUAUUAUGUGUUCAUGCAAAUGGAAAAUUACUCACACAUAUGUUUUUGUUUUUUUGAGACAAUGUAUUCCUUUACAUUUACUAAUGACCUAACCAUCAGUAACUACUGUAAGUAUCUGAUAUUUAUAUAACCUAAACAAAUUACUUUCCAUUACUUUUGGGACAAAUCAAUAUCAAUGCAAUGCAAAUAAAUACAAUAAGGCUUUUACUUAGUGUUAA
Molecule: messenger RNA, 1919 nt
Organism: Notothenia coriiceps (black rockcod)
Lineage: Eukaryota; Metazoa; Chordata; Actinopteri; Perciformes; Nototheniidae
Product: SLAM family member 9-like
Exons: 3
Cellular component (GO): membrane
Source: RefSeq, a predicted model, not a curated record